AUGCGUGAUGUGCAGCGGCUGGUGCUGGCCAGGCAGCUCCAGGCACUGGAAGAUACCCUGCAGGAUCUGCGAUCAACGGUGGAAGGGUUUGCCAGGAUUGCAGCUCUCCAUGAUCGGCAGGUUCAUGCUGCAGCAAACAUAAUCCCAGAUCUGAAGUUGCCGACAGGAGCUUUGCGGGCUUGCAUGCCGUUGCCUAUGCCAUCAAUUGCAGAGUGUAUAGAUGGUCUGAAGCAGAUCAGGUUGAUGUACGCGGAUGAGCUUGCACUGAAGAGGGCCAUUGUGGAUCAACUCACAUAUGACUCCACAGCAGAGGAUUUGGCAGCACUGCAGGCGCUGUUCAUAGCGGAGCCGAACAUCCCAGCUGCUACUGUUGCUGAUGUUCUGUCGUUGGUGCUGGUGACAAUCAAAGAGGCGAAGGUGUAG
Molecule: messenger RNA, 423 nt
Organism: Ostreobium quekettii
Lineage: Eukaryota; Viridiplantae; Chlorophyta; Ulvophyceae; Bryopsidales; Ostreobiaceae
Source: the annotation of a GenBank genome assembly